Messenger RNA from Tilletiaria anomala UBC 951, 2624 nucleotides. RefSeq lists its product as uncharacterized. The coding region runs from base 307 to 2382 and encodes 691 amino acids. The transcript is spliced from 2 exons. NCBI's taxonomy places the organism in Eukaryota, Fungi, Basidiomycota, Exobasidiomycetes, Georgefischeriales, Tilletiariaceae. The record is from RefSeq and is a predicted model, not a curated record.
GCACAGUCCAUUCUCCUCCUUCUCCUCUUCUCUCCUUCUCUCCUUCCCUUCGUCACCUUCAACUUCCCCCCUCUCCCCGUGCUCUUCCCAAGACGGAGGUGACUGGCUCGCCUGCACAACUCUCCCGUCUCUCCAAGGUCUGACUGGUUCAGGCCGGCUUCCAGAUUCUGCAACAUUCGACCUCAUCCACCCUUUCGGGACGCUGGCUCGUCCCCCACUACGAACGCUGGUUGAAGGCGCCCUAAUACGAGGACCCCACCACCGUGGGCACAUCCAUCUCCAGGCAGUUCCCACCACCACCUCGCCAUGAGCAACCGUCUCUCCGCCGUCAUCGAAGAGGGUAGGGGGUCCACCUCGACCGCGUACGUCCUCGAAGAGACCGAAGAUGUCUGGACGGACCCAGCAAAGGCCAAGGCGGCAGCGCCGCCGACGCUGGAUAACCUGUCCAAUGAAACAAUGGGCGCGAAGGAAAAUCAGAAGAAUGAGGGCGACAAGAUCCAAGGCUGGAGCGACGUCAGCGCUGCCAUGGCACUUACAUGGCGGACACAGCGACGUCAUCUAUUCACUUCAUGGGUUCAUGUGCCCAUUGGAAUCUGCUUGAUCCUCCUCUGCACAUGGGGGCUCCACCUCGCCGUCAACGCGUCGCCGUGGAACUUUCCUGCGGGCCUGAUCGGCAUGCUCCUCUUCUUUUCCCUGCUCCUCCUGCUCGACGGUCUGUCCCUCCUCUUCCCGGGGAAAGUCGUGUCGAGCCAAGGCGUCGAUAUUGAAAAGGGCGAAACAAGCCUACGCCCCGUCGAUGCGGCUAAGGAACGUCGGCGCUUUGUCGACCCGCUGAUGAAGCUGCUCGCUCCGCCAUGUGACUUUCUCCUGCGCAACAUGUCCAUCCUCUUCAUCACAGCCUUCAUGAUGCUGCCCAUGCAGGGCGCAGUCCAGAGGAAGGAAGUUGGGCUGAUCGUUGCGUGGUUCUUCGCGACGCAGAUCAUGGCGCUGCUCUUCCCCGUCGCGUUCUGCGUCCUCACCGGCUGGAUCGCCAAGAAGAUCGCCCAUGCGCGCCACAGCGAAGUGAUAAAAAAAGGGGGCGCCGACCUCGAAGCGCAGGCACGCAACAACAGCGGCCGUGAGUCUCGCGCGUCCAACUGGUCCGGCGAGACUGCUGUUGGCAGGUUUAAUACCACCCCGCCAGAAGCGGGAGAACAGCUGAGGCCCGGAGACGUGGCCCAGCUGCAGGGCAACGUCGUUGAGACCGCAAGGCAGCAGGGCGAGUUCGCCAGCCGCAACAGCCUACCGUCUCCUGGCGGUUGGGGCAUGGCCAAUGUCACUUUUACCCAGUCGUACCUGCCCGGCUCUGGUCAGUCCGCGCACCCGCGCACCCCACCUGGCUUCCGUGCCGCCACACCGACGUCACCCAAGACAUGGACCGCACAAGAGGACGCAGAAGGCCUCGCUGCACUCGCCCCCAACGCUGUAGAGAGGCUCUCGGGGAGGCUCGCCAAGUCAAUCACGCCAGCAUUCUACAUUGUCAUGUUCAUCGUCGGCUUGCCUCUCUUCUACCUCUGCAACUUUUCCCUCGUCCUCUUCCUCUCCGUCCCCGUGCUCGCCUUCCUCUUCGCCAUCGACGUCAUUCCUGCGUGCAUCCGCCAAUUCUUCCACCCGAUCCUCAGCGGUGGGACCAUCACCUUCCUUGUCCUCUGGGGCCUGGGCGAGGCGAAGGGCAUGAACAUCUACGCCACCAUCCAGGCUUUCAACCACGGCACCGCGCGUUAUACCCAUCUUCUCAAUCCGAAAGGCUAUCACGGUCCGAUCCCUGGCGCAGGCGACGUCUUCGCCUCGCUCCUCGAUGCUGCACUGGUCGCGCUCGCCUUGCCCUUGUACCGCUACCGCUACGACCUGCGCGACAACUUUGUCCGCAUGUUCCUCGCCCUCCUGCCCGCCACGGCGCUGUCGCUUUUCGCCUGGCCCGCGCUGGGCCGCCUCGUUGGCCUAUCGCAGGUACACGCGCUCUCCUUUGCCGCACGCUUCAUGAGCGCCGACAUGGGUGUCAAGCUGACCAGCAACCUCGACGGCGACGAGCGACUUGUCACCCUCCUCAUCGUCCUCACGGGCGUCGGCGUCGCGAUCAUUAAGGAUCCGCUCUUUCGCCUGCUUCGGGUCCCCGAGAGCGACCACCUCACCUGGGGUGUCACGGUCGGCACUACAGGUGCUGCGAUCGGAGCCAGCUCCCUUGUCGCAAAACCGCGCGCGAUGGCUAUUGCCACUCUCACAUACGUCCUUUUCGGACUGAUCAUGCUCUUCGCUACCGCUUUCCAGCCGGUCGUGGACAUCGUGCAUAAUCUCACAGGCGGUACACCUAGCAUUAUUGAUGCUGUCGGCCUGGGCAACUGAACGACUGGCAGGAUCAUCCGCCAUACCGCUUCAUUGCUAUCCAUGUAAAACGGACCUCAUCGUCCAUAUAAUCGAGCGAAAUUGUCAUAAAAUGGUGACUUUAGUACAUGCACGGCAGGGGAAGCAACGUCGGCAGUGAGAGAAAAGACAAGGGUAAUAGCAAUGAUAAUGGAGGCAUCCAAGCAACGCAAUACCUUGAAGGCGUUACUGCAAUGUGAAUGUUUGACUGGUUCCAGUGAAGU